UGGAAAAAAGAGACUCGGCGAGCCCUCGCCGUGGUGCUCCGCCGCCGCCGCCGCCGCCGCUGGAGUUGACUCUUCUCGCACUGCCGCUGCAGCACAAACGUGACUUCCAACAUUUUUUAUUUAUCUUUCCCUUUUCUUUUCCAAGAUGUAACUACAGAUCAGACACUAAGGACCUUCACGUUUCGCUGAUGUAGUUUUUGGAGGAAAAAAGGGGGGGAGUGAAGGGCGUCGGUUUUUUUUUUUUCUUCUUUUUUUGUGUUGUAUGUGUUUCGGGGGAAAUUUUCCAUUAUGAGUGUUUUACUAAAGUGAUUUUUUUUGUUUGCUUCGUUCGUCUUUGGCUCUUGUUUUUGUUUUUUUUUCCUUCCCAAUUUCGGAUUUAUUUCAAGGCGAAUCUGGCUUUGGGGAAAGAGGAAGAAAAGUCGGAUUACAAGAUCAACCACCACCACCAACAAUAAAAACCACCAGGAUAUUUUUUUUUUGCAAAUUUCUGACGGCUUUAAAUUCAUGAAGCAAUUGUCCCCUUUUGCAAUCAGCAUUUGGAUCUCAGAAUGAGCAAGGAAAGACCCAAGAGGAAUAUCAUUCAGAAGAAAUACGAUGACAGUGAUGGGAUUCCAUGGUCAGAAGAAAGGGUGGUACGUAAAGUCCUUUAUUUGUCUCUGAAGGAAUUCAAGAAUGCCCAGAAGCGGCAGCAUGGGGACAGCAUUGCUGGGAGCCUGAAAACUGUGAAUGGGCUCCUUGGUAAUGACCAGUCUAAGGGAUUAGGACCAGCAUCAGAACAGUCAGAGAAUGAGAAGGACGAUGCAUCCCAGGUGUCCUCAACUAGCAACGAUGUUAGCUCUUCAGAUUUUGAAGAAGGGCCGUCGAGGAAAAGGCCCAGGCUGCAAGCACAAAGGAAGUUUGCUCAAUCUCAGCCGAAUAGUCCGAGCACAACUCCAGUGAAGAUAGUGGAGCCUUUGCUACCCCCGCCAGCUACUCAAAUUUCUGACCUCUCUAAAAGGAAGCCUAAGACGGAAGACUUUCUUACCUUUCUCUGCCUUCGAGGUUCUCCUGCGCUGCCCAACAAUAUGGUAUAUUUUGGAAGCUCUCAGGAUGAGGAAGAUGUGGAGGAAGAAGAAGAUGAGACAGAAGAUGUCAAAACAGCCACCAACAACACUUCAUCUUCAUGCCAGUCAACCCCCAGGAAAGGAAAAGCCCACAAGCACGUUCAUAAUGGGCAUGUUUUCAAUGGCUCCAGCAGGUCAACACGGGAGAAAGAACCUGUUCAGAAACACAAAAGCAAAGAGGUCACUCCCGCGAAGGAGAAGCACAGCGAUCACAGGGCUGAUAGCCGGAGGGAGCAGGCCUCAGCUGCGCAGCCUGUGGCAGCCCCCUCCUUGAGCUCCUCAACCAAGGGACUUGCUAGCAGCCACCACCAUCCUCCUGUGCAUCGGUCGGCUCAGGACUUACGGAAGCAGGUGUCUAAGGUAAAUGGAGUCACACGAAUGUCAUCUCUGGGUGCAGGUGCAGCCAGUGCCAAAAAGAUUCGCGAAGUUAGACCUUCACCAUCCAAAACUGUGAAGUACACUGCCACGGUGACCAAGGGGACUGUAACAUACACCAAAGCCAAGAGAGAACUGGUCAAGGAAACCAAACCUAAUCACCACAAGCCCAGUUCAGCUGUCAACCACACAAUCUCAGGGAAAACUGAAAGUAGCAAUGCAAAAACCCGCAAACAGGUGCUAUCCCUCGGGGGGGCGUCCAAGUCCACCGGGCCUGCCAGCAGCAGCCUCAAGGUGAGCGGCAGGUUGAACCCAAAGUCAUGCACUAAGGAGGUGGGGGGGCGGCAGCUGAGGGAGGGGCUACGGAAUUCCAAGAGGAGGCUGGAAGAGGUGCACCAGGCCGAGAAGCCACAGUCGCCCCCCAAGAAGAUGAAGGGGGCGGCUGGCCCUAUCGAGGCCCCCAGCAAGAAGGCAGCAGCAGCUGUGGUGGCCUCAGCAGAGAAGCCUCUGCUGAAUGGACCUGUGAAGAAGGAAGUGCCCGAGCGGAGUCUGGAAAGGAACCGGCCGAAACGGGCCACGGCUGGUAAGAGCACGCCAGGCAAACAAGCACACAGCAAGCCGGACAGCGCCUCCUGUGAAAAUCGAUCUACCUCGCAACCGGAGCCCUUGCACAAUAAGCCGCAUGACCUACCACCAGGCAAGCCGGAGAAGGGGGGCGGCAAGUCUGGGUGGGCGGCGAUGGACGAGAUCCCUGUCCUCAGGCCCUCUGCCAAGGAGUUCCAUGAUCCGCUCAUCUACAUCGAGUCGGUCCGUGCUCAGGUGGAGAAGUACGGGAUGUGCAGGGUGAUCCCCCCUCCGGACUGGCGGCCCGAGUGCAAGCUCAAUGAUGAGAUGCGGUUCGUCACACAGAUUCAGCACAUCCACAAGCUGGGCCGGCGCUGGGGCCCCAACGUGCAGCGGUUGGCCUGCAUCAAGAAGCACCUCAGAUCUCAGGGCAUCACCAUGGACGAGCUCCCACUCAUUGGAGGCUGUGAGCUUGACCUGGCCUGCUUUUUCCGGCUGAUUAAUGAGAUGGGCGGCAUGCAGCAAGUGACUGACCUCAAAAAAUGGAACAAACUAGCAGACAUGUUGCGCAUCCCUAAAACUGCCCAGGACCGGCUGGCCAAGCUGCAGGAGGCCUACUGCCAGUACCUGCUCUCCUAUGACUCCUUGUCCCCCGAGGAGCACCGGCGGCUGGAAAAGGAGGUGUUGAUGGAGAAGGAGAUCCUGGAGAAGCGCAAGGGGCCAUUGGAGGGCCACACCGAGAGCGACCACCACAAGUUCCACCCCCUGCCCCGCUUUGAGCCCAAGAAUGGGCUCAUCCAUGGCGUGGCACCCCGCAACGGCUUCCGGAGCAAGCUCAAGGAGGUGGGCCAGGCUCCACUCAAAACGGGCCGCCGGCGACUCUUCGCUCAGGAAAAGGAGGUGGUCAAGGAGGAGGAGGAGGAGGACAAAGGUGUCCUCAAUGACUUCCACAAGUGCAUCUACAAGGGAAGGUCUGUUUCCCUAACAACUUUUUAUCGAACAGCAAGAAAUAUCAUGAAUAUGUGCUUCAGCAAGGAGCCUGCACCAGCCGAAAUUGAGCAAGAGUACUGGAGGUUAGUGGAGGAGAAGGACUGCCACGUGGCCGUGCACUGCGGCAAGGUGGACACCAACACUCAUGGGAGCGGAUUCCCAGUGGGAAAAUCAGAGCCCUUUUCAAGGCACGGAUGGAACCUCACUGUCCUCCCCAAUAACACAGGAUCCAUUCUGCGUCACCUCGGUGCUGUGCCUGGAGUGACUAUUCCCUGGCUAAAUAUUGGCAUGGUCUUUUCUACCUCAUGCUGGUCUCGAGACCAAAACCACCUUCCAUAUAUCGACUACUUACACACUGGUGCUGACUGCAUUUGGUAUUGCAUUCCUGCUGAGGAGGAGAACAAGCUGGAGGACGUGGUCCACACCCUGCUGCAGGCCAACGGCACCCCAGGGCUGCAGAUGCUAGAGAGCAAUGUCAUGAUCUCCCCGGAGGUGCUGUGCAGAGAGGGGAUCAAGGUGCACCGAACUGUGCAGCAGAGUGGACAGUUUGUUGUCUGCUUCCCGGGGUCCUUCGUAUCCAAAGUGUGCUGUGGCUACAGCGUCUCCGAAACUGUGCACUUUGCUACCACCCAGUGGACAAGUAUGGGCUUCGAGACGGCCAAGGAAAUGAAGCGCCGCCAUAUAGCCAAGCCAUUCUCCAUGGAGAAGCUGCUCUACCAGAUUGCACAGGCGGAGGCAAAGAAGGAGAACGGCCCCACCCUCAGCACCAUCUCAGCCCUUCUGGACGAGCUCAGGGAUACCGAGCUGCGGCAGCGCAGGCAGCUGUUCGAGGCUGGCCUCCACUCAUCUGCGCGAUACGGCAGCCACGAUGGCAGCAGUGUGGCCGCAGAUGGGAAGAAAAAGCCUCGAAAGUGGCUGCAGCUGGAGACGUCGGAGAGGCGGUGUCAGAUCUGCCAGCACCUGUGCUACCUGUCCAUGGUGGUACAGGAGAACGAGAAUGUCGUGUUCUGCCUGGAGUGUGCCCUGCGCCACGUGGAGAAGCAGAAAUCCUGCCGUGGGCUGAAGCUGAUGUACCGCUAUGAUGAGGAGCAGAUCAUCAGCCUCGUCAAUCAGAUCUGUGGCAAAGUGUCUGGCAAGAACGGCAGCAUUGAGAACUGUCUCAGUAAACCCACACCAAAACGAGGCCCCCGCAAGAGAGCCACCGUGGACGUGCCGCCGUCCCGGCUGCCGGCCUCUGGACCCUCCAGAAGUGCUGCGAGCUCAUCAUGAAGACGCCAACCCCAUGGUCGAUUUAUAUAUAUUUUUUUGUAAUUAUUAUAUUCUAGUUUGGAGUACUUGCUGUAGGAUACAGGCUGUCUUUGCACUAGCUCUAAAGAAGAUUUUCUUCUGGUUUUAGAGAACUAAUUUUGUUUUAGCAUUAAACUGUUGGAACUUUUUUUUGUACUUAGAAUACCUAGACACUGCAGUCAAAUUUUUGAAACUGCCGUAUAUUCACUGUUUUAAAAACCCUUGGGGGGCUGUAUUAAUUUGUA
Messenger RNA from Octodon degus (degu), 4564 nucleotides. RefSeq names its product jumonji and AT-rich interaction domain containing 2 (gene Jarid2). Gene Ontology annotation, biological process: chromatin remodeling. The record is from RefSeq and is a predicted model, not a curated record. The coding region runs from base 549 to 4301 and encodes 1250 amino acids. Gene Ontology annotation, molecular function: histone demethylase activity; DNA binding. Gene Ontology annotation, cellular component: nucleus. NCBI's taxonomy places the organism in Eukaryota, Metazoa, Chordata, Mammalia, Rodentia, Octodontidae. The transcript is spliced from 18 exons.